Messenger RNA from Ostreobium quekettii, 843 nucleotides. The record is from the annotation of a GenBank genome assembly. NCBI's taxonomy places the organism in Eukaryota, Viridiplantae, Chlorophyta, Ulvophyceae, Bryopsidales, Ostreobiaceae.
AUGGCCUUGGCCAUAACGGGAAUGCAGAGCUAUAAGAUCAUCGACAUAGAUGCCCCGUACGCUGUUGCAUUCAACAGCUUUGGCCUCAAAUGGGCUGGCGAGGUUGUGUCCAUUGGCGCUGUGACCGGCAUCGUGACGUGUCUGAUGGUGACGCUCAUGGGCAUGGCUAGAAUAUUCAUGGUGCUGGGGCGAGAGAGACUCCUUCCUCAAUGGAUGGCAAGGGUCCACAGCAAGUAUGGGACGCCCCUGAAUGCAACCAUCGUCACCGGCAUCGUGUCAGGCCUGCCGGCACUCUUCCUGAAUAUUGACUUCCUUGCAAGGAUGGUUUCUAUGGGGACACUGUUCGUUCUGUGCAUGGUGAAUGUUGGGGUAGUUUGGCGGCGCUACUUUCAGCCCACCACCACUGCAUCGUACAAACCUGUUGUCUGUAGGCUGGCGGUGCUGAUCGCCGCCUCCAUUGUUGAGGGUUUGGCACUGGAGCUGGGGCUGUCCACGUGGACAUGGGGAGCGUCCGUUGGAGUGUGGCUCCUGUCGGCUGUUUCAUUCUGGGCGCUGCCAGUUGCGUACAGCUCCACGAAGUUCACCCUUCCCGUGCAGCCCAUCAUCCCAGCGCUCGGCAUCUUGUUCACCGUCCACCUCAUGUGCUCACUUGGCUGGGAGGCCUAUGUCCGGUUCCUUGUGUGGCAGGUGGUGGGAAUAUCAGCGUACUUUGGCUACUGCAUGCACCACACGCCAGAUGCGCAAUACUCGGAGGCCAAGGAGCCACUUCUGUUUGGCGAGGGGCCCUCUGAGUCAUCUGAAGGCACGGCGGAGUUCCAGGAGGACGACGAAGCCCCGCUGUAG